AUGAUUGAAACGGCAGCGCUGGAUUUUUUGGUGCCUUCAUGGUGGGAGAUCAAGGUGACGGUUGUAGCUGCGAUGUUUGUGAUCGUGGCGUAUUGGUUUUUCUCGUGGAGUGGAGGAGGUGGCGGAGAUGUUGAUGGUGGUGGUGGUGAUCGAGCGGUGGUUUUGGAGAAUUCUGGAGAUGGCAUUGAUGAUAAAUAUAAGAUGGGACAGUUGAAAGGAGAUUCUCAGGCCAACUCUGCAUAUAUAAUCAAGUUGGAAUUGUUGGCAGCUAAGAAUCUCAUUGGUGCAAAUUUAAAUGGCACUUCAGACCCUUAUGCAAUCAUCACUUGUGGUUCUGAAAAACGAUUCAGCUCAAUGGUCCCUGGUUCAAGAAAUCCAAUGUGGGGAGAAGAGUUCAAUUUUUCUGUUGAUGAGCUCCCUGUCCAGAUUAACGUGACAAUAUAUGACUGGGAUAUAAUUUGGAAAAGUGCUGUUCUUGGUUCUGUAACUGUUCCAGUCGAAAGUGAAGGUCAAACUGGUGCAGAAUGGUAUACAUUAGAUAGUCCAUCCGGGCAGGUGCCUGCAAAUUCCGCCAGAGUUUCUACUGAUAGGGCUAUAAAUGGAUAUGCUGGAGCUAAUGCUCGGAGGAGGAUUUCAAUAGAUAAACAAGGGCCUACGGUGGUUCAUCAAAAGCCCGGGCCUUUGCAAACAAUAUUUAAUCUCCUUCCAGAUGAGGUUGUUGAGCAUAGUUAUUCAUGUGCACUUGAAAGGUCAUUCUUGUAUCAUGGCCGCAUGUAUGUCUCUGCAUGGCACAUAUGUUUCCAUUCUAACGUGUUUUCUAAGCAAAUGAAGGUGGUCAUACCAUUUGGAGAUAUAGAUGAGAUUCGUAGGAGUCAGCAUGCAUUUAUUAAUCCUGCUAUAACAAUUAUUCUUCGAAUGGGUGCUGGUGGGCAUGGUGUUCCUCCUCUAGGAAGUCCUGAUGGUAGAGUCAGGUAUAAAUUUGCAUCCUUUUGGAACAGGAAUCAUGCAUUAAGAGGACUGCAGCGUGCAGAAAAGAACUACCACACCAUGAUGGAAGCUGAGAAAAAGGAGAGGGCAGAAUCAGCACUGCGUGCACAUAGUAGCUCCAUCAGGGGUGUUAUAAAGCAAGCCAAGAUUCCUGAAGAUGUGCAGAAAGCUGGAAAGCUUCAAGCUUUCAUCAAAGGAGAGGUUCUUGUUGAUAUAUACAAUGAUUUAUUUCCAUGCACUGCCGAGCAGUUUUUUAAUAUAUGUUUGAAGGACGGCUCAACUUUUAUAAAUGAGUAUCGUUCAGUUAGAAAGGAUUCAAAUCUUGUUAUUGGACAGUGGCAUGCAGCAGAUGAAUAUGAUGGUCAAGUGAGAGAGAUUACGUUCAGAUCUUUAUGCAAUAGUCCCAUGUGCCCUCCAGACACAGCUGUGACUGAAUGGCAGCAUUUUGUUCUGUCACCAGAUAAGAAAAAGCUUGUGCGACCUCUUAUCUCACCCUCCUGCAAAUUUCUUCUUAAUGCUAGUAGCAAUCCUGUGUUUGAAACCGUUCAACAGCCGCAUGAUGUUCCCUUUGGAUCUUACUUUGAGGUGCUGGAUUUUGUGCCUGUUGAGAUUGAGAAUGUGUUCAUUUUAGGAGCUUGUGUGUUUCACACUUUAUCUCUUAGCAUAACAAGAUUCACUGUCGCUGGAUCUUGGAGACCAAUGGACCGACUCACCCUGUCCUGUGCACAUUUCAAGAAAUGGUGUGUGAUGCAAUCUAAAAUUAGGUCAGGGGCCAUCAAUGAGGGAAGAGGAUGGUCAGGGGCAAAUGCAGUUGUGAAAUCCAAUGAAAAAUUGAGCUCAAGAGAAUGUGAGGAUCUAGGAUUUUCAGGACUUGCACUUUGCUCUGAUUGCAAUACUUUUGCUGAGUAUGUUAAAAACCAAGAGUUGGUGUCUGACUGUUGGAAGUGUUGCACAGAGGAUUCUGAUGAUUCCAUGAGCAAGAUUACGUACUCUGGUGCAAUACUAGAGGUUUGCAUGAGGAAAUUGGUUUUCUAUCCUGAAAUUGUUAGUUUCAUUGAAGAAGAGAAGGAUCAAUUUCCUACUGUUAAAGUCCAGUAUCUUUUCAAUUCUCCACCAAAGUUUAUCAUGCUAGAUGAUGAGGGUCAGCAUAAGGAAACCAUUAGAAUUGACAACUGGAAACGGGAACAUGUGCUGCAGUUCUUGAGGGAGAAGGUUAAGCCUGUUUCAGCAUCCUAA
Dovyalis caffra is the source of this 2223-nucleotide messenger RNA. NCBI's taxonomy places the organism in Eukaryota, Viridiplantae, Streptophyta, Magnoliopsida, Malpighiales, Salicaceae. The record is from the annotation of a GenBank genome assembly.